Molecule: messenger RNA, 936 nt
Organism: Setaria italica (foxtail millet)
Lineage: Eukaryota; Viridiplantae; Streptophyta; Magnoliopsida; Poales; Poaceae
Product: vegetative cell wall protein gp1-like
Exons: 2
Coding region: 1-936 (311 amino acids)
Source: RefSeq, a predicted model, not a curated record
AUGGUGAUGGAGUUGGUGGAUGCUGAGAUAGAAUCGGAGGCCCAGGUGGAGCUAGAAACUGAGCUUGAAGUGUUGGUCGCCGAUAAAGUCGAGGGUGCACGAGUAGCCCCCGAGCUAGAAGCUGACGUGGAGGCUGCCAGGGCGCUGCAAGUGUUUCCUAUUGUCCCGCCAUCUGAGGUGAGGGCGUCGACUAGUCACGUGGCGACUACCUCUUUGUCAUCAAAGGCUAGUCCAUCAACCAGCUGGGUGAUGGCCCCUCUCGGCUGCCAAAAUUUCACGCCGAAACCACUACCCUCCUCGACGCCAUUGUCGGUCAGCCAAGCACCGCCUCGCCUUCUGGAGCACCGCCGUGGCCCCCUCCCCAACCCCCCCAGCGUCCUCCCAGAGCACCACCGCCUCACCUCCCAAGCUUUGCCUUGCCUCCCAAAGCACCGCCGUGGCCCCCUUCCUCAUGCCCCUCGACACCGCUGCCCUCCCAAAGUGCCACCGCCAGCCACGCCCCAUUCUCCACCACCGCCCUCCCGGAGCACCACCGCGGCCCCCUACCCAACACCCCUCAAUGCCGCUGUCCUCCCGGAGCACCGCCGCUGGCUGCGCCCCCCUCUCCACCUGCCGGCCUCCUGGAGCGCCGCCGCCUCGCUUCCUGAGCACCUCAUCGCCUCCUGGAGCACCGUGGUGGCCCCCUUCUCAACGCCCCUCAACGCCGCCACCCUCCUGGAGUGCCGCCCUUGGUCGCGCCCCCUCCCUACGCAUGGGCCCUCCCCCAGCCUCCGCUCCUCCCUGACGUCGCCGACCACCUCCCCGACGCCACCGCGCCUCCCCGAGCCUCACCUUCUCCUCGACCGCCACCGCCAGCCCUCCCCGAGGCCGCCGCACCACCACCAGUACAACCCCACGCCGAAGGACCUCUUCCUCUCCUUGGGGCCACAUAGUUAG